Messenger RNA from Salmo salar (Atlantic salmon), 3718 nucleotides. RefSeq names its product rabphilin-3A. Lineage: Eukaryota; Metazoa; Chordata; Actinopteri; Salmoniformes; Salmonidae. The record is from RefSeq and is a predicted model, not a curated record. Gene Ontology annotation, cellular component: postsynaptic membrane; synapse; neuron projection. Gene Ontology annotation, biological process: exocytosis; intracellular protein transport; regulation of calcium ion-dependent exocytosis. Gene Ontology annotation, molecular function: small GTPase binding.
CAAGUAGCGCAUCUCUCUCCCUCCCUCUGUUCCUCCGUUCAGCGCGCGACUGAGCGUGUGGGGGCAGAGUGCAGGGCUCGCAGCUUUAAAUGAGUAUGUCGCGUGCCAGUGAAGAGAGAAUGUGUGUGUGUGUGGAUCAGGGUGGAAGGAGCGCUUCUAUAGAAGCACAUAGCCAGGAGGACGCUUUUUAAAAUAUAUUUCUCUCUCCACUGUCUUUUUAUCUCAUAGGCUACCACAUCUCCAAUCUCUCUGCCAGAGCAAGAAAAACACAAACUCUUCUGCUGGAGAAGGGUCAGGUCAGUCAGCAGGAUGUACCAGCAUGGUGGAGGUCAUGGAGGAGGUCCUCAGGAGGUGGCGCUAACAGACGAAGAGAAGGAGAUCAUCAACAGUGUUCUGGCUCGGGCUGAGACCAUGGAGGCCAUGGAGCAGGAGAGGAUCGGGCGUUUUGCCACUAGGUUGGACAGUAUGAAGAAGAUGGCGUGUGGAGAUGGUCAGUCUCGUUGUCUGCUGUGUGGAGAGACGUUUGGACAGCAGGGAGUCACCUCUGUACUCUGUUCCCACUGCAAGAAGCACAUGUGCAGUAAGUGUGGGAUUCAGAACAGCCGUUCGUCAUCUCCAGUGUGGGUCUGUAGGAUCUGCAGUGAACAUCAAGAGAUGUUGAAGCGUUCUGGAGCAUGGUUCUUUAAGGGCCAACCCCAGCAAGUCCUCCCUGCUCCCCUGCCCAUCUCUAGGCCCAGAGGGACAGGUACAGAGAGCCCCCGUACCCAGACCCCUACCCAUGCCCAUCACCCGCCCAGUGCCCAGCCCUAUUCCUGUACCCAGCCCAGCUACCAGCCAGACCCUGGUGCAGAAGACUACACAGAGCGACAGGAGCAGCAGGAUAACUACUACUCCAACAUACAAAGCCAAGCCCCUGCACCACAGAAGAGCAGAUACCCACAGCAGAGAGAGGAGAGAGUCAGGGAGGAGAAACCCACUCCUGCCCCCAAACCCAGCCCGGCACCACGCACAGGCCCCGCUCCCAACGAAGACAAUGACAACGAAUACGACUCUGAUGAAUCCACCACGCUGGGGUUGCUGGAGUUCAUUCUGCAUUAUGAACAGGGGAACAACACGCUGCACUGCAACAUAGUCAAAGCCAAGGGUUUAAAGCCGAUGGACUCUAACGGACUAGCAGACCCCUACGUCAAGCUGCACCUCUUACCUGGAGCCAGUAAGUCUAACAAGCUGCGUACUAAGACCCUGAAGGGCACUCUGAACCCAGUGUGGAAUGAGACUCUGGUGUACCAUGGUAUCACUGAUGACGACAUGCAGCGCAAAACACUACGGCUGUCGGUAAGUGAUAUGGACAAGUUUGGACACAAUGAGUUCAUAGGAGAGACGCGUGUUGCUCUGAAGAAACUCAAAGCCAACCAGAUGAAGAACUACAGUGUGUGUCUAGAGAGGGUGGUCCAGGUGAAGAAGGCAGGCACAGGAGGCUCAGCCCGGGGCAUGGCUCUCUACGAGGAGGAGGUAAAGGAGGAUGAAGCAGAGGAGAGGGGUCGUAUCCUGAUCUCUUUAACCUACAGCACCCAGAAGGGUCGUCUGAUAGUGGGAGUGGUGCGCUGUGCUCACCUGGCAGCUAUGGACUCUAAUGGAUACUCAGACCCCUUCGUCAAGAUCUGCCUGAAACCAGACAUGGGGAAGAAAGCCAAGAACAAGACCCAGAUCAAGAAGAAGACCCUCAACCCAGAGUUCAAUGAGGAGUUUAGCUAUGAGAUCAAACAUGGUGAGCUGGCCAAGAAGAGCCUGGAUAUCUCCGUUUGGGACUAUGACAUGGGAACAUCCAACGAUUUCAUUGGAGGAUGCCAGCUGGGCAUCACAGCCAAGGGGGAGUGUCUGAAGCACUGGUACGAAUGUCUCAAGAACAAAGACAAGAAGAUUGAGCGCUGGCACGUCCUCCUAAAUGACAACACCGUCAAAGACACAGACGACUGAGAGACGACCUCGUCCUCCUCCUCCCUUGUCUUCCUCCCAUUUCCUCCUCCUCCUCCCUCCUAAAUAGCGGUUUCUAAUUUCCUCUUAAAUAUAAUAUUUUGUCUUCCAAUUGUUUUUAAAUGUAUUUCAAUUGUAAAGUAUUUUUGUCUAAUGUUUUUUUUCGUUAUGUGUCGGAACCCAGGAAGACAAGCUGUCUCCAUUGGCGUCGGCAAAUGGGAUCCUAAUAAAAUCACAAACCAUAAUCUAGGUCUUCCUACUUUCAGUAAUGUGAACCUGAAUUAGCAGCAAAUUAAGGCUCUCACACUUUUUACAACUUCAUGCGUCUUGUGCAGACAGAAUGCUUAUUGGAUUCAUGUACUUAUCAACACAGUGUUUACAGUGAAACAAAAAGAAACUGCAACAGAAUAUCUCCCGUAUUUCAAGCAUGCUUUACUGCUUCUAGGGGAAAGGGAUCUCUUUCACUUAUCUCUAAAACCUGGAAACCGGAUUUCAAUAAACAGGGUGCUGAAGUAUGUUGUUAAACAAUGCGUUGUUACACCAUCCUUACCUAUCUCAGUCUCAACGCACGGAAUUCCCCUCCUCUCUUACCAUAGACAUUAUAUAGAUUACAUCAUAUAGAUUGCAUCAUUGUCUUUGACCCCCACCCUGGAUUUUGCUGUACAGUGUUAUGACGUGGUCAUAAUCUGCGUUCAAUACUUCAAUACUGUGAUGUUAUGACACAGUCAUACAGAUGUAGGAUCUUAAUUGUAUCACUCUUUUGUUGCUGAUAAUUUUUCUGCUAUGCAGUAGUGUAUUUGAGUUUUAAAAUGGCUUAUAAAGUUUGUAAUUUCCCCUUUGAAAUUUCAGACUUGAUUUGCUCUAAUGGAAAAUGUAUCAAUCUCUACAAAAUGUCCAUUAAUUAUAAUCCACAUAAUAAUUCACAUUUCCUGUUGCUGCAGGAUUAUUUUCCUGCUGUAGCAAAUUGACUCAAAUUAAAUUCCUACAUCUGUAAUCUGUUUUUUAUACUUCUAUACUGUGACUGCUUGGCACUAGUGUUUGUGCUGCCAAAGGAUAUGAUCUUCACUUGUGCUACUGUAUGUACAAACAGUUUGUUAAAAGGAGCAUGUGUUGGAUGUUACGGAACAUAUGUUGAUGUUAUUUAUGAAUGAAGAUAUUUACAUAGUAUUAGCUGUUUAGGUUGAUUACGUGUCAUGUGUUAUUGAAGCAUUAGCUCAUCUAAGAACCAUGGGAUAUCUUAGAAACGUGGAACGCUGAUGUUGAUCUCUUUUUUCGCUCCCUCUCACUUUCUCUCUCUCACACUUUCUCUCUCUCCCUCUCUCUCACUCGCUCUCUCUCAUAGAGCAAAGCGUUACUCCAAGCCUGCUGAAAAAAUGAUCAGACAAUGCUGUAGACAUGGGCAUAUUCCACUGCACUGCAUCUUCCUGUGACAGAUAACAAAUGCACACAAAAUACAUGCUGAGCGUGAGCCCUGUCUUGGUCAUAUGACGUGCAUUGACCUGUAGUAGGUUUGAUUGCUCGAAAUUAUCAAAUGUGAAAUGAUCUGUGAUAGCUUAUGUUAAAUGAUAAUGCAAAGUAAAAUUAAAUAUUCAACUUUAAGAUGUGUUGAUAUUUACUUUGAAUAAGAAUUGUAUUUUCAAGUGUAGUAUAAAGUUGUGGAUGUUUUGUAGAUACAUAUGUACACGUUAUGUAUUUGCCUUCUGCCACUGUUAUCAGUCUUGGGAGAAGCAUGCAAAUGGUUAAU